AUUCUCUAGUUUCUCUCUCCAAAUGACUGUCUCUCUCUCUAGAAUUUGCAGCUUUAGAUCUCUUAUCAGAUCCUUCAAAUCUCUCUAAUUUCAGACUCUUUUAGCAUCAGCUAGUUAGCAACUACUAAUGGAGUCUUGUGAUAAACCCUAACGAAUGAAGAGAGUGGAUUUCUCUCGGCCGCAGAGUUGGAUAUUUGCUACAAUUCACAUGCCAAGUUGAUAGAGAACAUUGAAUUGCUUUGCUCUGCUCUGCUCUGGAGAUAUGCCUGUAUGCUAGAUGGUACCAGCUUUUAGAAACAGGCAUGUUCCAAUGUCUAUUGAAAAGACAACAGGUUUAGCCCAGCAUGCUACCUUGUUCGAACGGUGAAGGAACCAACAUCAAAUUACAUAACAUGAAUAUGAUGAUAAGCCCAUUGCUGUUUAGGCACACAAGCAGCAGGAGGCCUACCUUCACUUGCAAAGUAAGGAGAUUCUAACAUUAUCAACAAAUCCCAAAAAUGUCAGGUGAAGAGACUCCCGCUCCUGCUGAGACUCCUGCUCAGCCUCUUGAGGCCAUGGACUUGAUGACAGCAUUACAGCUUGUUCUGAAAAAGUCUCUAGCUCAUGGUGGACUUGCCCGGGGCCUCCAUGAAGGUGCUAAAGUGAUUGAGAAGCAUGCCGCCCAGCUCUGUGUAUUGGCAGAGGACUGCAACCAGCCAGACUAUGUCAAACUCGUUAAAGCACUCUGUGCUGAUCAUGGUGUAGGCUUAUUGAUGGUUCCCAGUGCGAAGACCCUUGGCGAGUGGGCUGGAUUAUGCAAGAUUGAUUCUGAGGGCAAGGCCAGGAAGGUUGUUGGUUGCUCCUGCGUUGUUGUGAAGGAUUAUGGUGAGACAAGUGAAGGCUAUAAUGUUGUUCAGGAACAUGUCAAGUCUCACUGAGUCAAAACGGUUCUCUAAUUUAACAGGGUCUGAUUUGAAUUUCAUUUGUAGAGACCUUCACUCCAUGUUUCCAUGGACCCACAAUUCUAUGGGGGUGUUUUUUAGUGUUUUCUGGUCAUCAAUCUCAUGGUCAGGGAGUUUUGAGUCUUCUAGUUGCCUAUGACUUUAAUCAAAUUGCUUCCUAUUGUUUUGGUGAAACACCUUUUUAUUGAUGUAUGAAAUUCAGAAUUAGCACAUUUUUAAGACAUCAAUUAAUAAAUGACAUGCAGAAGUAGCUCAUCAGGCGUAAAUGUUUUUUGAA
Messenger RNA from Populus trichocarpa (black cottonwood), 1218 nucleotides. RefSeq names its product 40S ribosomal protein S12. Gene Ontology annotation, cellular component: cytosolic small ribosomal subunit; ribosome. NCBI's taxonomy places the organism in Eukaryota, Viridiplantae, Streptophyta, Magnoliopsida, Malpighiales, Salicaceae. Gene Ontology annotation, biological process: translation. The transcript has 7 exons. The record is from RefSeq and is a predicted model, not a curated record. Gene Ontology annotation, molecular function: structural constituent of ribosome. Bases 498 to 917 code for a protein of 139 amino acids.